This is a messenger RNA of Colletotrichum navitas, 522 nucleotides long. RefSeq lists its product as uncharacterized. The transcript has a single exon. The coding region runs from base 139 to 411 and encodes 90 amino acids. The record is from RefSeq and is a predicted model, not a curated record. NCBI's taxonomy places the organism in Eukaryota, Fungi, Ascomycota, Sordariomycetes, Glomerellales, Glomerellaceae.
AAGCAAGGAAAGGAAGGCAGGCAGAGAGCAUAUAGGGAGGGGGGAAUGGAACGUUCGGAAUUGGUUAUUUGUUUUUCUAUGGGAAUCCGGAGGAACAAUUUGCUUUUCAUGUUUUAGAAAGGGCGAGCGCGCUGCUCAAUGUCACGACUCUCUUGCGCUUGUAUUUUUGUUUCCACGUCUUGUUAUCUAUUCAUCUUGUUGACGACAUUCUUCUUUCCAAGCUUGGUCUUUGUUUCUUCUCUUCACAAAAACAUGCACAUAGCUUUUUCCAUUCAUUUUCAUCCCAAAUAUGUAUACAGGGGAACCCUUUCUUCUAUUUCCGUGCGUCCUCCGGAUCCAUCCGUUCUCUCGGUGUGCCUUCCCCCCCUAAACGGGAUCACGUAUCUUGUUUGGGUUGUCAUAUCCCGAUGAGAUACCCCCGCCUACCCAACACGUAACUGGAUGCCAUUGCUUUCCAAAGGAUGAACCUUAGGGAUGAACCUUGCCACUGCGACAGUCCGCCCACGAGUGUCCGCCCCCCCC